AAAAUAAUUUUUUCUAAAAAAAAGAGUACAUUUUUCGUAAAUUAAUGCAUUAAAAACCAUAAAAAAAUAACUCCACAAAAUUUUUUGAUUUUGAAACAGGCAGUACUUGUUCAAUAAUGGAUCUUGGCCCCCCAUUUGUUUGGGCCAUGAUGCAAAGCCCAUCAUACACCUGCCACUUUUUUUUCCCUUUUCUGCUGAACUGCUUCCAUACUCGUCUCCAAUAACUAACCAGAACCACUGAGAAGAUAUUUCAGAGAUGGCCACUGAAUUGACCGUACAACUGGUCUUCUUCCUCAUGACCUUAGGGAUGUUCUUUGUUAUACUGAAAUAUCCAAAACAAGCCUUAACCAAGUUCCGUACCAAAAACAGAACAACGGUUCAGUCCGGCCGCCACUUAGCUCAAGCAACGAACCUAUUGGAUCGAGCCCGAUCCAUUCCCCACAAGGCCCAAUCCCAGGCCCACGCGAAGAACGCCCUGGCCGAAGCAGAGAAAGCCAUCUCUCUUUCCCCGAGAGACCCCUCCGCUCAUAUCAUCAAAGCCAUGGCUUCGGAUCUCAUGGACCGCAGAAGCUCGGCUCUGCGAUCUCUUGAUCUGGCCCUGUCUCCUCCGUGCGUCAAGUCCCUCUCCGGAAGGGCGCGUCGGGACGCGCUGAUCAAGCGAGCCGAGCUUAAUUGCGCCACAAACCGGAGGCGUCGUAUCGACUCGGCAGUCGAGGACCUGGUCGAGGCAAUCCGGUUGUGCAAUGGCGACGCCGACGCGGAGUCGAGGGCUUUGUGUUUAUUGGGUCAAUGUUACGAGUGGAAAGGACUAAAGGAAAGUGCUUGGGAGACUUAUGAAAAGGCAAUAAGAAUCGAACCAGGUUUGGUUAUGGCUCGUCAAGGGUUGGAAAGAUUGAGUUCGUAGCAGCUACCAACUGAAAUUCAGGGGUUUUGCUCUGUACAGAUUAUUUUGCAAUAGAUAACCGUAUUUCUCUUCUUAUUUUAUUGUAAAUUAACUUGGCUUGGCUUCCCAAUUAAUAUUUUGUGAUUGUGUUGGUAAUAAAAAUGUUCAUAAAAAUAUUUGACUUGACAA
Molecule: messenger RNA, 1072 nt
Organism: Cannabis sativa
Lineage: Eukaryota; Viridiplantae; Streptophyta; Magnoliopsida; Rosales; Cannabaceae
Exons: 1
Coding region: 257-904 (215 amino acids)
Molecular function (GO): protein binding
Source: RefSeq, a predicted model, not a curated record